Daktulosphaira vitifoliae (grape phylloxera) is the source of this 3192-nucleotide messenger RNA. RefSeq names its product monocarboxylate transporter 12-like. The transcript is spliced from 6 exons. The record is from RefSeq and is a predicted model, not a curated record. Gene Ontology annotation, molecular function: monocarboxylic acid transmembrane transporter activity. Lineage: Eukaryota; Metazoa; Arthropoda; Insecta; Hemiptera; Phylloxeridae. Bases 268 to 2019 code for a protein of 583 amino acids. Gene Ontology annotation, biological process: transmembrane transport; monocarboxylic acid transport.
UGUAUGCCCGUUCGACGCACAGCAUACGAACGCGCACAACGUUCCGAGACCACGUCUAUAGUGAACGUCGUGAGUCAGGUCGCGGGUUGUCUGAAGGUGCGAUGCGAUCCCGGUCGCAGGAAACCGGUAGCACUACAGCUAACGAUCAACGACCAAAAUUACAGCGACGGCAUGUCAACGGCCCGCUGUUGAGUAGAUCAUUUCAAAAGCAAAACGGUCGUGAGUCAUUUAUUAACUCCUGCAUCGCCACAACAUCAACAUCUCAAAAUGAGUCACAAGAAAAAACCCAAAGAAGACGAUCACGAAGCGUUGGCUGGAGAAGAAGUUACCACUGAUGGGCAGAAUUACGUGCUUGUGCCCCCGGAUGGUGGAUGGGGCUGGUUAGUGUUGCUGGGCAGUACACUAGUAAAUAUGUUGAUUCCGGGUACGCUUAAGUCAUUCGGUGUACUGUUCGUAGAGUUCACUGAGGCUUUUAAAGCGCAUGAAACUGCUGCUUCUUGGAUACCUGCAAUCUGUUAUUUUCUCUACUGUUUCUUGGGUCCUUUAUCGAGCUAUCUGUCAUCAAUAUACUCUUACCGCACCGUUACACUUAUCGGAGGAACAUUAGCUUCUUUGGGCCUGAUGCUCUGCUGCUUCGCUAACUCCAUCGAAUAUCUUUAUUUCAGUUAUGGCGUGUUAUUUGGUUCUGGUGCCGGAUUAGCAUUCCCUCCCGGAAUAUUUAUUGUAACUUCCUAUUUCGUCAAAUACAGAGGAUUUGCAAAUGGUGUUGCGAUAUCAGGCAGCUGUUUGGGCUCAAUGUUUUUGCCACCUUUCUUGGGAUAUUUGAUUGAACAUUUUGGCUACAGAGAAGCUGUUUUAAUACUCGGGAUGCUCACUCUUAACGUUUGGGUGGGAGCCAUUUUUUAUCAUCCCGUGGAGCAGCACAUGGUAAAACAAUACAUAGAAGAUGACAAUACAGCAGCUACGAUAGAAGUAGAAAAAGUGUCAGUAUUUUCGGCUGAAGACAAUUCCUCGGCGAUAGAAGUGAUGUCGGCAGACGGAUGUGCCGGUAGACGGGGAAAAUCAGAACCGCCAAUGGUAGCCCAAGAAACGGUGUCGUUGUUGGCCCAGAAUCUCAACAGUUGUGUAAUCGUUAACGAGUUGAACGCAUCUAGUGUGAAAAUACCUCUGGACGACAGGUUUUUGUCAACUACCGUUGAUAAGAAAAUGCCGUUCAGUAGUUGCAACUUGGUGCGCACCGAACAUUCCAUGCAUGACCGGAGUAGAGUAAAUGCAUCGCUGUCGUCACUGCGAUACGUUAGUACACCUUUUCACGGGAGUACUUUGGUGGGUCUCUAUGAAGAGUCGCAACCGAAAAAAGCCGAAGACGGUUGCUCUGGUCCUAUGGCCAAAAUAAUGUCAUCGUGGAAAAAACGACGUACGUCGUCCGGACCUUUAGAAUUGUUGUCCGAUCCCGUGUUCAUAAUCAUAUUAGUGUCUAACGCAACGACAGCCAUCGGAUACACCAAUACUGCUAUUCUGUUACCGUCGUACGCUAUCGGUAUCGGGCACGACAAGACAAGUUCGCAAUAUCUACUAUCAGUAGUGGCCGUACUCGACCUGGUUGGACGCAUUGGUGGCUCCACGCUGUCCGACUGGAUACGGUUGGACAAACGGUAUUAUUAUCUUAGCGGCCUAGUGUUGUCCGGCGUGUCGUUGUUCGUGUUACCGUUCGCGAACAGUUACGCCGCAUUGUGUUGGGCGUGUGCAGCUUUUGGUCUCGGUGCCGGCGUUGUUGUCGGCAUUACGGCCGUCAUCAUGGUGGACAUGCUCGGCGAAGAGCGGCUGUCCUCUUCGUACGGCAUAUCGCUGUUGUGCAACGGCAUCAUGCAGCUGAUCGGUCCUCCUGUGGCUGGAUGCAUAUACGAAACCAUCGGCUCGUACGGACCCGUUUUUCACGGCAUGGGCAUCAUACUGUUAUUCGGUGCAUCCGUGUGGGGGUUGGUACCUGUGUUCAGGAAGAACGUCGAAAAACUUUAGCUGUGAAUAUUAUUUUGAAAAACAGGGGGCAAAACAAUCGGAAAAUCUAAUGGAGGAUAGUCGACUUUCAGUUAUGAUCAAUUACACCUGCAACGCGAAUGGACUGAUUUUUAUUUAUUUAGACUUGUCAGAUAACACAAAAAAAAAGAACGACGUGUAUAUUUUUUAUCAUGUGUAAUUCACCAUAAUAAUAAACAUUUUUAUUACUGCGCAACGGUUUGAAUUCGAACAAAUUAUUUUGAAAAAAAAGAACCUCUACGAAUAUUGUACGGUAUUCAUUGUUAGUCCUCAUAAAAUAUUUUAUUCCAUUUAAUUGUAACGUAAUGUAAUUUAUAAUAUUUAUACGCAUAUUGUCUAAUACAGUAGUGCCACUAAAUUAAUUUUUUCCAAACAAGGCGCGAUGUUUUGUUUUUGCAUAGAGUUCCUCUUGAAAAUACUAAUUUUUAGUCAUACAUAGUAUUAUUACAGUAAACAUUGUAACAUUCAUUGUACUGUGUUAUAUACGUAUAUUUUAAUAAGUUUGACGAUAAUUUGUCAAAUUAUUUAUUUCUUCUAGAACUUAAUUUUUUUUUUGUUAAAAUAUUGUCAAAUAAUUUAUUUUCCCCUUUUUUUGAAGAAAGUAUUCCCAGUGGAGUACAUCGCAAAUUGGUCCUAACAUUUAUUGAAUUGUGGUGUUAAAAACGACGAAUUUAAUAUUAUAAAAUAAGUAUGAUAAUGAUUUGUACGUUAAUUAUUUUACAUUUGCGUACAUGUUGUUUUAUUACUUAUGCUCGACCGAUAUUAUAUAUUUUAUGUCAGUUACCAUAAUGUAAAAUCUACGAAAUGUUAAUUAUAAAAUGUCUAUACUUACCAAACAAUCGUGAUUGUAGUGAUGGUAAUUUAAUAAUGAUGGAAUUUAUUUGAUAACGUUACUAAUAAAAAAAAAGAAUAUUUAUUUUAUGUUAUUGAAGCUCACAAUUUUUUUCUAAACAAACUAUGUGAAUAACUUGUUCAAAAUUUUAUGUAUAUAAUAUUAUUACGUAUAGUAUUUAUUAUGAAUAAAUACAAAUGAUUUGUAAGUACCUUGUUGAAAUAUUUAGAGAAUUGUCAAAAAAAUGUAAUAUAUGUUAUUGUAUUUUAGAAUAUAAUGUUUACAAUAUAAUUAAUAAAUUAUUAUAUUUAUCUAUGUUUUAA